CCCGCCCCGGGCACGCCCACGUGUCAGUUUACGGAAGUUAGUUGGCGCAUUGCAUACUGGGAAGCGGUUGCCGGAAGUGGGAUAUUGAGUGAGAAGCGGCGGAGGUUGUAAGCCAUGGCAGAGAUGCAGAGCCUGGUUGAACGCCUGGAGAAAGCUGUGGGAAAGCUGGAGAUUCUUGCUGCUGGUUCAGGGGGAGCUUCGGCUUCUGCAGAUGCAGCCAAGUAUGUCCAGGCCUACGAUGCACUAGUUAGUGGACCUGUCGGAGAAUUCAUGAAGCUCAGCAGUGAGAUUGGAGGAGAUGUGAAGACACAGGCUGAGCUGAUUCUGUCUGGCAUAAAACUGCAACGAGACAUUCUGGUGACAGCAUCUCAGUGUCAGCAGCCCACAAAUGGGGAUCUUGCCACUCUCCUUGCUCCCCUGUCGAAACAAAUUCAGGCAGUCCAGGACUUUCGGGAGAAGAAUCGGGGUAGCAAGCUGUUUAACCACCUCUCUGCAGUAAGCGAGAGCGUUCCUGCCUUGGGUUGGGUAGCGGUGACUCCAAAACCGGGACCAUAUGUUAAGGAAAUGAUGGAUGCAGCUAUGUUUUAUACUAACAGAGUACUUAAGGAAUACAAGGAUGUGGAUAAGAAGCAUGUUGAGUGGGUCCGAGUCUAUCUGAACAUUUGGACAGAGCUGCAGGCUUAUAUAAAGGAGCAUCACACAACUGGCUUGAGUUGGAGCAAAACGGGAUCCAAGGCUUCAGGUACCCUCUCGGCACCAUCUGCUCCUCAGCCUCCAAAGGUUGGUCCUCCACCUCCUCCUCCUGGAGGACCUCCACCGCCACCACCACCCUCAGCUCCUGCACAAAAUGAUGAUUCUAUCUCCCGCUCUAAGCUGUUUGCAGAGCUCAACCAAGGAGAGAAAAUAACCAAAGCCCUCAAACAUGUUCCUGAUGACAUGAAAACUCAUAAGAAUCCCGCUCUGAAGGCUCAGAGUGCUCCAGUGAGGAGUGGGCCCAAACCCUUCACCAGCCCCAAACCAACUAAUGUUGGCUCACCUGCUGCUAAACCGAUCGCAAAGAAGGAACCCCCUGUUUUGGAGCUGGAGGGCAAGAAGUGGAGGGUGGAAAAUCAAGAGAAUGCAUCUAGCCUGGAGAUCAGGGACACUGAACUCAAGCAAGUGGUUUAUAUUUACAAGUGUGUCAACAGCACUCUGCAAAUUAAGGGGAAGAUCAACUCCAUCAUUGUUGAUAACUGCAAGAAGCUCGGCUUAGUAUUCGAAGAUGCUGUUGGGAUUGUUGAGAUCAUCAAUUCUCGGGAUGUUAAAGUACAGGUAUUGGGUAAAGUGCCAACUAUAUCUAUUAACAAGACUGAUGGCUGCCAUGUUUAUUUGAGUAAAGAGAGUUUGGAAUGUGAGCUCAUCAGCGCCAAAUCGUCAGAGAUGAACGUCCUCGUCCCCGGCAGUGGAGGAGAGUUCAGCGAGUUCCCAGUGCCGGAGCAGUUCAAGACUGUCUGGAAUGGCAAGAAGCUGGUGACCACAGUGACCGAAAUUGCAGGGUAGAUGUGGUGAUGGAUGUAAUUUCCUCCAUGGCCAUCUGUAUUCUCUCUGCUGCUUUUUUCUCUUGAGGAUUACUCUAGCUGUAAGGUAGAAGCCUCAUACUCACAGCUCUCUGCUGAAUAACGUCCUGCUGUACCACACCUAAUAUGUGCCAGAAGCCCCAUGGAGAGCUGCUUUUGCUAAACUCUGCUGUCCAAUUCUCUCGUGCCAGUCUAAAAGGGGGCUUUGAAUGUCUGCUACACAAUACUGGGUAGUGGCUGGAUGACCAAUAAAUGGUUUGGUGGACCAAAGUAAAAAAUGGGUAAAUUAGCACCUUGUUAGUGAGUUGACUUCAUCCCCUGGUCUCGGAGUGCACACUGAGACCAUCACUGCUCCAACCUUCUGAGUCUUGGCUACUCCUAUCAGCACUUCCAGAGUUUACUGUAUUUGCUUAAAAAAAACCUGACUUAAGAAAUAUGCAAUUGUUUUCCUGUACUUUCCAGUAAUUCCAAAACUGUCACUUAUGUACUGAUCCAGAUACUAAUGUAAUGCCAAUGUGUACUGAGCACUUCCAGUGUGAUGUAAGCAGAUUCUGCUCUGAUGUUAAGGGACGAGGAGCAGCUUCUGCACAGACUGUGGAAUAUCCAACGAGUUUACAAAUCAAGCAUUUUAUUAAAGAAUCAAAGUUAAGUGAAAACGAAA
Spea bombifrons (plains spadefoot toad) is the source of this 2217-nucleotide messenger RNA. RefSeq names its product cyclase associated actin cytoskeleton regulatory protein 1 (gene CAP1). The record is from RefSeq and is a predicted model, not a curated record. The transcript has 13 exons. Bases 115 to 1539 code for a protein of 474 amino acids. Gene Ontology annotation, cellular component: cytoplasm. NCBI's taxonomy places the organism in Eukaryota, Metazoa, Chordata, Amphibia, Anura, Pelobatidae. Gene Ontology annotation, biological process: regulation of adenylate cyclase activity; cell morphogenesis; cytoskeleton organization. Gene Ontology annotation, molecular function: adenylate cyclase binding; actin binding.